GGAGUCAAUGCCCUGUAUGGGUCGGGCUGAUUGUUGAGAGUCAGCUAGCCACCCAGAUUCAUCAGGUGAUACAAAGGACCAUGGCAGCGUUGAACUUUAUGAAGAGUGCCGUGGAGUGUCAGGAGGAUCGCCGCCUGGCCCAGCCGCCGCACCGUGCGAGUGGGGCUCGUUUUAGCGGCACUCUCAAGACUGAGCCAGCUGACUUUGUUGUCGACGAAGUGGAUCUUGCUGGCAACGUGGUCACCCUCGAGACACAAUAUCAACCUCCGGAUGUAUUGUUGCUGCCCGAGGCCCCUAAAACGGAGGAGGCCGCAGCAUCAAACACCAUUCCGAGUGCUGCUAGCACAACUUCUGCUGACCUCGCUUGCAGCACGACCCCACCCCUCGAUAUUCUGGAGACGCACCUGCAACCUGGCUGGCAAAAGGGCCUGAACGCCUUUGAUCUCGAUCACCCUGCUACGCCCAUGCCCGAAAAGACCGUUUGUCUUUUCCGUGAUACCCUGGGAAAAGACGCGCGAGUCGACGUUUAUCGCGCCGUCAAUCAACUCUAUCCACAUUUGAUGUGCGAUGCGUUUCGUGGUGAGGACGACGAAAUGGCGGGCUUCACGGCACGGAUACACCCGGCCGCCCUCGAGUUGCGGGGACUGCUACCCACUGCUCAUCUGCAUGCCGUCUUUCGGCUGUUGUUCAAGCUUGAGCAAGGGCCUAUUCGAGUGCCUAUCACGGAAAACAAAGAGCAUCGCACGAAGAUUCACCACAUCGUCAACCGACAGCUGAAAAUGCUCACUACCAAAACCUUGCCAGGUCCAGAUGAAGACCUGUGCAUGGAAUUUCGCCUCCGCCCCAAGCGACAAAAGGCCAAGCGCACAGCAGCCGACCGAGAUGCGACUGAUCUAGUUUCGGUGACGGCCGUCGUCAUGCGCAAGCAGGGACUCGAGACUUCACAUUUUUUGGAAGAAAUCGCCAACCUCUUUGCCAUUCGCACAUCCCAUGUCGGCGUUGCAGGUACCAAGGACAAACGAGCCAUCACAACGCAGCUGCUGACACUUCGUGGUGUCACGCCAGCUCAGGUGCUUCAACAGCAACAGGCCUUGAGUGAUUUGCAGAUCGAACUCGGUGGUGCUUGGUUGGCCAGGGAGCAGUUGACGCUAGGUCAGCUCUAUGGCAACCGAUUCAAAAUUCUAAUUCGUGAUGUGACCCAUUCUCGCUCGGUUGUGGAUCAUGCGCUGAGCUUCUUGCGGGACAAUGGCUUUGUGAACUUUUAUGGCACGCAACGCUUUGGAAGCGCUGAUAGCACGGCCGGGCCUCAUCAAGUUGGCCGCCUUAUCCUGCAGCGCAAAUACCUGGAGGCUGUGCGCUUGUGGAUGGCGCCGGAUCCAGCAGACCGGAGCAUGGCCUCGAGCCGGGCGCGACAGCGCUUGGUGAGCUUUCCCUGGUCGCGGUCCCAGCUGGACCAGGCCCUGGCCAUGAUGCCUCGCUCUCGUGUCCAGGUCAUUCGCAUCCUGCAAGGACUGCGUCGCUUCGGUGUCAGUGAUGAGGGUGCACUGCAAGCCUUGAAAGGCCUUCCCUUCACGCAGCGUCUCUUUCCGGUGCACGCAUACACGAGCUAUCUUUGGAAUCAGCUCGCUUACCAACGCGUGGAGCGAUAUGGCCUUGGCGUGUGUGACUUUGACAAGGUGGAUCCCACGCGCCCGCGUAACCACUUUGCCGUCUUACUUGACAUUCCGGGGGAGGAUACCGUCUAUCCUCCCAAACUGCAAGAAUUGUACACCGAGCUUUUGCAGGAAGAUGAGGAGAACCUGACUUUAAAAAUUGAGUUACAUCUUCCAAGCCGCGCAAGACCUGCUUUUGCGCUUCACCCUCCUCCCCUGCCCGACAAACCGACCGCCCCUUGCACCCAUUCAUCUAUCGAGUUUGCAUCGCCCCCACCCUCUCCCUCUCUCAGAGCAGCUGCGUUGAUUGAGCCUGCGUGGCGGUUUCCCGAGGCUGGACCAGAAGACAAUCUUGGGCAGUGGAAGCAGCGGCUUCGUGGCUUUGCAGAGCAGCUCGGCGAAUAUCCCAUGGACCACUUUCUGGGGCGUGGAAUUGUCUUGACGACUGGGACUCGUUCGUAUUUCACCGCCGCCUACGUGAGCCUUCGCGUUCUGCGCGAGGUCGUCAAGACAACCUUGCCCAUCGAGGUCUUUUAUGGAGGCUCAGAGGAGAUGCCCUUGGAGGCGAUUGAGUAUUUAGAAUCCCAGUAUGACGUGACGCUGAUUGAUCUGACGGCUCAACCUGAGCUGCGCGGUGUGGACAUCAAGGGCUAUCAGAUGAAAGCCAUGGCCAUCAUGCUCUCCUCUUUUCAGGAAGUUUUGUGGCUGGACAGUGACAACAUGCCAUUGGAAGACCCUGCCCCGUUGUUUGACCUUCCGGUCUUCCAGUCCUCUGGGGCCAUCUUUUGGCCGGAUAUUUGCAACAUGAUCAGUGAGCGUGAGGAAACUUGGUCCUUCUUCGACCUUCCAGUGCCAGCCGACUUUACUCAGCCUCGACCUGGGAAGCGUACCAUUUGGCCGCCAUCCUGCUCAAGCUCGCGUUCCGUGGAGCUGGAAACGGGCCAAGUGCUCAUUAAUAAAGCCCUUGUUUGGAAGCCGCUGCAACUGCUGUACUGGAUGAACGUGCAUGCCAGUUUUUUUCUGGGUCGGCUCUUUCACGGUGACAAGAUGACGUUCCACUUUAGCUUUGCAUUUCUGGGACAAGAGUACACGCUUGUACCGUUUGCCCCGGCCUCGGUGGGCGUUGCUCGCAAGCUCAAUCAGCAGCCCGUUUUCUGCGGCAACACUCUGGGCCAGAAACACCCGACUGAAGACCGCGUCAUCUUCUUGCAUCGCAAUUCUGCCAAGUUCAAGGAUGCCAGCAGCUAUUUCAUGGAAGGCGAGCCCAAAAAAGUCUGGACCCACAUGAGCCAGCAAGUGUGGCGCUUUGAAGGUCAUGGCGCCGUCACGGGCUCGCCCAACCCGCUUCAGCUGGACAUCCCAGGCAACAAGCUCGCAGUCAACAACACCUAUGGCCUGCUUGCCUAUGCCCAGAGUGGCGGCGUUGGCCUGUGCCAGCUGGGCGCUGCCCUCACCGAAUGCCGACCCGCACACAAGGAGCUUGUCGUACCCGCCUCCCAGGUGACCGUGCAGACCAGUGAACAGCCCCAACACGUAGCUUUUAGCAGUGAUGGCGAGACUUUGGCCGUGGCUGUUGGCAAAGAAUGCCUCUUGUAUGAUGUAGCAGCCUGCUUUCAUCAAACCGAGCCGAUCAAGCCCUUUCAAACCAUUGCGGUCGCUGCCACCAUCCGCGACGUCGCAUGGAACCCAGGUUUUGGCGAACUCUGGAUGCACUCUUUCCUGCUGCUGGAUGAGGCCGGCAACGUGAGCUUUUACCGAGGUCCAGAGAAUGCAUUGGCCUUUCAAGAGGUGGCCAACGUGCCCGCUGCCCAUCCACUCAUCACCUCGAUUUCGUGGACGUGGCCGGGGAGCAAAGGCAAAGCGUUUGUUGCAGGUUUGGCCGACGGCUCCCUUCGGCGCUACAACCUCAAGCUCGAGGAUUGUGGAAACCCCUUGGGGGACCAGGGCUGCCCCUACCUCACGGCAGAACUCGCCGAAGAGUUUGAGCAACCUUUGGAUGACAUGCUCCCUGUCAAUGCAGUGGCCUGGGUCGACAAGGCCGCUUUUGUCAAGCGUCAUGGCGCACAGAUGGCAGCCACCCUUGCUCUCAGCGAAAAGGGUACAAGUACGCCACACUACUUUUUUGAUGAGCUUGAUGAGCCUCCCUUUGUCAAUGGCGAGUCGACCAAUGCGGAGAGCGCUGCUUUGUUGACCAUCCAACCCUGGCGCAUGGUGCUCCUGGGCGGCUCGAAUUGCGAUGCCGUUGACAUGAUCUUGGCUGAAAGUGAUGGUUCUUGGGCUAACGUCAAGCCUCUCGACGAUUUUCAGAUCCGCCUUCCUACAACGGAUGACGGUUCACCUGAAACUGUGGCUGGCAUGGCACUGGCUACCUGUCAGCCUGGCAGCCACCAAACCGUCUUGCCGACCGAGCCGCCGACUGCGAUCGAACUACCACCCAGCCCCAUCGUCACAAUCCUCACCUCCGGCGGCAAGAUCCUGUUCUAUCACUGCAUCAAUACUGAACAUGUCAUGGAUGCAGAGGGCGCUACCAAGGCGAAUGCGCGCUUUGCGCUGACGGAUAGCGGGUAUAGCUUCAUGACUGUUGCACAGUGUCUGCACUUGCCUCAAGAGCGUGGUGUUCCUCUGGGGCGCAAGAAGAAAGGGGCCGCACAGGCCAAGUCGGCGACGGCUGGCUCCACUGCCGCGCUGGAAGCCAAGGCAACUACUCCCGCAUCCAGCCUUUCUUUGGGCUCUACCGCCCCAUCAGGAGCUGCAGCUGGUGGCGUUGGUGCUGAUGCUUCACCGACGACAAUGACGGCCAAGCCUGGUAGCUUUGGUUCCCCAACUUCUUCUACCUUUGGAGCGACGGCGGCCAAGCCCCCUAAUUUUGGUGCCCCGAUCCCUUCUACAUUUGGAGCGACGGCGGCCAAGCCCCCUAAUUUUGGUGCCCCGAUUACCUCUACAUUUGGGACUCCAGCCUCAUCAACAACGACGGCGGCAGCGGCAAAGCCCGCUACGUUUCGGAGCCCCAUCUUCUUCUACCUUUGGAGUCCCGGCUUCAUCAACAACACGACGACGGCAGCGACAAAGCCCACUGCGUCUGGUGUCCCAUCUUCUUCUACCUUUGGAGCCCCGACCUCAUCAACAACGACGGCGGCAGCGGCAAAGCCCGCCAGUUUCGGAGCCCCAUCUUUUUCUACUUUUGGAGCCCCGGCCUCAUCAACAACAUCGACGUCGACGGGGGCCGCAAAGCCCACUGCGUUUGGUGUCCCAUCUUCUUCUACCUUUGGAGCCCCGACCUCAUCAACAACGACGGCGGCAGCGGCAAAGCCCGCUAGUUUCGGAGCCCCAUCUUCUUCUACCUUUGGAGCCCCGACCUCAUCAACAACAUCGACGUCGACGGGGGCCGCAAAGCCUGCUGCGUUUGGUGUCCCAUCUUCUUCUACCUUUGGAGCCCCGACCUCAUCAACAACGACGGCGGCAGCGGCAAAGCCCGCUAGUUUCGGAGCCCCAUCUUCUUCUACCUUUGGAGCCCCGACCUCAUCAACAACAUCGACGUCGACGGGGGCCGCAAAGCCUGCUGCAUUUGCUACUUCGAGCUUGGUCACUCCUGUUGCAACAAACACAACCACUCAGCCCUCAGCUUCGAAUGGUGGUUCUUUCGGAACGUUGGCCAGCCCCACCACUCUCGCAAAGCCUGCAGUUAAUAGUUCUUCAUCUCCGAAGUCUUCUACUUUUGGGGGUUUGAGUGCUUCAGGCAGUUCUGCCUUGUCGCCCAGCCAAGCACCAGUCCUUGCAAGUGCCAGUGCGGGUGCCAACUCAGCACUACCAGAGUCAGCAGCAGCGAUUACGCAUCCCAUGCUGAAAACAACAAACACCACCACGCCGGCUGUGGUAACAACGCCCUCUGCUCAAAACAAACCCAUUGGUGUUGCCACAGCAUUUGACAAAGCGUCCAAUGCAAAUCAAGCUGACCGCCCCAUCGUUGAGCAACUUGAACAGGGCCUCGCUCAGCUCAAUAAUGACUUAGCAGGGCUGUUUGCCAAAUUUGAGAAUGCAUGGUCUGAGCCUAGCCCUGCUGCAGAAAUCGAGAAGCAUUUGGAUGCUCUUGAUGGCCGUGCUCGAGCGCUCAAGGAAGCUGAUGUUGAACUGCACGAUGCACUCAUUCAAGUUGACGUCAGCCUGCAGCGUGCUGAUCGGGUGCGACCUGGCUACGACGCUGUCGGCCGUGUCGCCCUUCGUGAACGUCCCCUGAAUCAAGCCAGCCAACGACAGAUGGAGGACUUUUCUCAACGAUACAACGGACUUGUGGAGAGUUUGAAUGAGCUGAACCGCACUGAAAUUGCUCUUCGACAACAGGCAACUCAGCGCUCACCACAGGUGGCUUCACAGCGAGCUGCACAUGACCGUGCUGAUCUGGUAGCAGCUCGUGAAACGAUCGAAUGCCAUGGCACUAUCUUGAAGCAAGCGGUCGACCGUCUACGUGAGUUGGAGCAUGAGAUUGUGGUCAGCGAAUUGAACCUCCUUUCCCUGCGCACCAGCAACAUCCAAUCACGCCAUCCCCAAUCAAGUCCCUCAAAAGACGUCAGUGCAGCGCGGACCACGCCAUCCUCACGACAACGCCAUCAGGUCUCUUCUGUCCAAAGCUCGCUGCGCAAGCAUGUGCCAGUGCGCAGCGCCCAUGAUCUUACGGUGGAUAGCAUUCAGCUUGAUGGCAGCUACCUCGGCAGCGGUCCCAUUGCCAGCACUCCUGUGAAGGGAGCGUCGAGUGCUCUCUCCGUUAACUCAGCGCCGAUUCGCGCCCAUACAACAAGUUCCGAAAAGCCAACCUUCAAUUUACCCGAGGUCAUGAGCGCUACUUCUUCCGCAUCGGCUGCGCCAUCUUCUGCUUUAACUACAACAGCCGCGGCCUGUACGCCUACCACGACGGCUGCACCGACACUUGACUUUGGUGCCAAGCCUGCUACAAGCACGUCCACAGCCACGACGGCAGCACCGACACUUGGUUUUGGUGCCAAGCCUGCUACAAGCACGUCCACAGCCACGACGGCUGCACCGACACUUGGUUUUGGUGCCAAGCCCGCUACAAGCACGUCCACAGCCACGACGGCAGCACCGACACUUGGUUUUGGUGCCAAGCCUGCUACAAGCACGUCCACAGCCACGACGGCAGCACCGACACUUGGUUUUGGUGCCAAGCCUGCUACAAGCACGUCCACAGCCACGACGGCAGCACCGACACUUGGUUUUGGUGCCAAGCCCGCUACAAGCACGUCCACAGCCACGACGGCAGCACCGACACUUGGUUUUGGUGCCAAGCCCGCUACAAGCACGUCCACAGCCACGACGGCUGCACCGACACUUGGUUUUGGUGCCAAGCCCGCUACAAGCACGUCCACAGCCACGACGGCAGCACCGACACUUGGUUUUGGUGCCAAGCCUGCUACAAGCACGUCCACAGCCACGACGGCAGCACCGUCACUUGGUUUUGGUGCCAAGCCCGCUACAAGCACGUCCACAGCCACGACGGCAGCACCGUCACUUGGUUUUGGUGCCAAGCCCGCUACAAGCACGUCCACAGCCACGACGGCAGCACCGUCACUUGGUUUUGGUGCCAAGCCUGCUACAAGCACGUCCACAGCCACGACGGCUGCAUCGACACUUGGCUUUGGAACCCAAGGCGCACCCAAGAGUGGAAGCCAACCAGUCGCUUCAGCCAGCACUUCGAGCAAGCCAGUGUCAACAAAGGCGAGUUUAGACGAUGAAGAGGAUUCUUCCGAGGAGCGUGGCAAUGAGAACGAUGACAAUCAGGACCAUGACGAGGAUUACGACGAGGACUAUGACGAGGACUAUGAUGAAGAUGAAGAUGAAGAUGAUAAUGAUGAUGAGGAAAACGAGGAUGAAGGCAAUGAGGAGGAUGAGGACGUCGCUUACACGGAAGACGAUGAAGAGGAUGUUGACAUUGAUGGUGUGGUUGUCGAGGAUGACGACAGCGGAGGCAACGAUGGGAGUGAAAGUGACACAGCCAAAAGCAAGUCAGCGUCACCUGGCUUGGUCAACCCUUCCUUUGGCCAGAACACAACUGUCAAGGCACCCUCUUGGGCCUCAACAACGACAGCAACACCCAAAGCAUUGGGAGCAUCGGCUACCUCUGCCCCCAGUAUCUUUGGGCAAGGAGGGACAACGGCGGCUAAAGGAAGUAGUGGCCUCUUUGGCCAAUCAACUGCUGCAGCCUCUUUCGGGCAGCAGUCAGGUAGCUCGUCUGCCACAAAUGCUUUUUCUGCAUCAGGUCUGUUUGGCACAAAGAAAGAGUCGCCUGCUUCUGCCACGCUAGCGUCCCAAACGACUCCAACCUCGACGCCAAGCUCGGGUGGAAGCAAAGGGUCCUUUGCAUCACCAACCGCUGUAAAUGCUGCAAAACCAUCCCUUUUCGGCAGCCCUGCAACCACUGCAGCGUCCACGACUGGAACGACCACAACUCCAUCGUCUAAGCCCGGUACUGCUGGCACAGGCUUGUUUGGGGCUUCUUCUUCCACUCAAAACAAUGAGCCCUCGGGCUUGGGUUCAAUGAGCCUGGGUGGUAGUGGCCCCAGUGGCAAUGUAUUUGGUAGUGACAUGGGUAGUAGCGCCGCCAAGGCUGGUAACGUGUUUGCAACUAGUAGUCAAGCCAACACAGCGGCGGCAACGUCAACACCGAACCAGUUUGGCAGCUCAGGAGGCAGUGGAACGGGAGCGGCAGGCUUUGGCCAAAAAACCGUAUUCGGCAGCUCGGCGUUUGGCAAUAGUGGUGCAAGUCCCGCUGGUACCUCGAUGUUUGGCAACAGUGGCGCCAAUGCUACUGGCGGCUCGGCUUUUGGAAGUACAAAUGCUACUGGCGGCUCGGCCUUCAUUAGCCCGAGCACUGGGGGUAGUUCAAUGUUUAGUGGCGGCACGAAAGGCACGGGCAGCUCGGCGUUUGGCGGCGGCGGCGUGACCAACGCCAGCAACUCUGUGUUUGGUGGUGCCGCCACAGGCACCUCAGGAUCUGCCUUUGGGUCCCCCUCGGGCCAGACCAGUGGGGCCUUUGGCAGUGGCAGCCGCACAUUUGGAUCAACAGCCGGAGCGGGUGCCGGCUCGAGCUUCUCUGCCUCCCCUACCAGCCAGUCUUCCAUGUGGGGCACAGGUGGCUUUGGCCAGACGCCCACCUUUGGAUCAAGUCUCGGGGCUUCUUCGCCUUCAGGAAUGUCGGGUGGCUUUUCAAAUCAUGCCGGCAAUGGUGGAUUUGGCCAGCUGGCUUCCAGCGGUGGCAACAACGGUUUUGGGAGCAGCAGUGGUGGCGGCAGUGGUGGCUUUGGCGCCCUCGCUUCGCAGUCUUCGGGUGCCUCGGGUGGUUUUGGUGCCGUGGCGGGUCGCGCCAGCGGCUUUGGUACUACUCAAGCAGCUCCAUCUAGCUUUGGUCAAAGUAAUUUUGGCAAUCGCAGUUCAGCUGGAGGCAGUGGAGCUCUCUUCCAGGCUCGCAAAUAG
Monosiga brevicollis MX1 is the source of this 9134-nucleotide messenger RNA. RefSeq lists its product as uncharacterized. The coding region runs from base 81 to 9134 and encodes 3017 amino acids. Gene Ontology annotation, biological process: pseudouridine synthesis. Lineage: Eukaryota; Choanoflagellata; Craspedida; Salpingoecidae. Gene Ontology annotation, cellular component: nucleus. Gene Ontology annotation, molecular function: RNA binding; glycosyltransferase activity; pseudouridine synthase activity. The record is from RefSeq and is a predicted model, not a curated record. The transcript has 38 exons.